Molecule: messenger RNA, 718 nt
Organism: Paramecium pentaurelia
Lineage: Eukaryota; Ciliophora; Oligohymenophorea; Peniculida; Parameciidae
Source: the annotation of a GenBank genome assembly
AUGAAGAAAAUGUCUGGGUAACCAAUUUUAAAAAAGGUGUCUAUGAAUCAUAAUCAUACUCAUUUGGAAUCAGAAACAUCAGAUGUUGAAAGAACCACAAGUUUUGAAUCAAGUUAAUUGGGCAGAAUUAUUGAUAUUUCUUCAUUUCGUAAAACUUCCACUUCUUCAAAAGGAGAUAAUAAUUUAAGUCCUAGAUAAUAAAGAAGAAAUUCAUUUGUCACUUUUGAAUCUAAUGAUGUGUCAAAAUCUGUCAGUCAAAUCAAAACUAUUAAUGAGUAAUUUAUUAACUAAGUUAUUAGUCCUUCACAGUAUUUAAAAAUGAAUGAUUUGUAAAUUAGAGUAUGGAAAGCAGUAAAUAAAUUUACAAAUGCAUAAUUAGUACAAUUACUUUAUUAUUUAGGAAUCAGUUUUUUUGAUUGAUAUUAUUGUAUUGUAUAAUGAUACAGAAUUUGAAUUUAAGUUUGACCUUUCUCAAUUAUCUUGUUUUAUGACUAUGAAAGAAUUGAGAGAAUAAAUUCAUCUUAUAUUUUAUGAAUAAAAGAAUUAAAGUAACUAUUUAAUUGUAUAUUUAGAAAUAUAAGACCCAUAAUUAUAUAUUUUGAUAGGUGUUAUUAAAACAUAAAAAUUAGAUGGUGAAAUAAGAUUGUUUGAAUUACUAAACAUUUUACUCAAUGGAAAAAAAACUUUGAUUUUGUAAUCCUCUUGUUUAAAUUUUUGA